AUCGUUUCCACCGUUUUCUCAGCCAUUUCUCGCGAGCUUCUCCACCGGUUCUCUUCCAUCCAAUCCAAAUGGAGAGCGCGGUGGUCGCGGUCUCACGCGGAUUCGAAAUCCGUUGAUUGGAUCCCGCACGGUAGUGUUGGCUGAACUGCCAUUCCGUCCGGUUGUACUGUGCGUGGAUAUACGGUGGAUUCGAUUGUUACGUUCGCGUUACCCACCCAUGUUGUAGCCGUCCGUCGGUCGUCGGUCGUCCGAAGUGUGUGCGAGAGUUGAAAGGACUCUUUGCAUAGAAAUCCGGUUUUCUUGGUUGUGUUGCCGAGUGCGUUCGGAAUUUCGUCGAUGCUCGCGCCCGGUCACUCCCAUCCCAGUUUGCAGUGACAGUUUUUAAUCAUUUUGGAUGAAUACAGUUUUUACCCCUGGAUGACUAAUAACGUGGAUGGUGCCCGGUCCGCAGCGUGGUUAAUCACGUAAGCUCGCGGAAUUCUAUGGAGUUUUUCGCAGUGUAAUCGCGGUUCAGCCAGCGCUAAGAGUCAAUGCAGCACCCGCAAGCAGUGCUGAAGUUCGCCGUGGUCGUCAUGUGAUGUAUUAAUAGAAAUUCUCGGUUCUUUCCUCCGGCAUGUGUACUGUGUACGUAGCCGCCGCUGCCGUAUGUUAACUCGCUAAAAGACGCAGACGACGACGCGAUCGAAGACCACGAUUGUGAGUGAGUUUGUAGUUUUGAUGAAGCGUGAAGAAGCUCGGUAGCAGAGGAAGAAGCAGGAGAGGUUAUCGUUUCCGUGAACCAAGGUCGGCUUCGAUCCGAUCUCGGAUAGCGUACGAAACGAACGAACACAGUGAAAACCAUAACCCCAUCAUCAUGAAGACAACCUAAACAUCAAGUGUAUGCAGUGUGUACAACCUCCGAAGAAAUAAAAACGAUCAUUAAAGCUUGGGGUGCUCAGACCACCUUGCUGCUGCGAUCGAAGAAGACGUGAGAAAAUAAUUGCAUUAUUUUAAGAUCGCUACCGGACGUGCUGUGGUGCAGUCCACCACACUUUACCCUUCAACAUGUGACGUGGAGCGAUGCAACGCCGUAUGAGUAACCAUUCGAAAGAACUGCACUGGUUCCUAUCCAAGCCGUCUAAAGCAUGACGUCAACGACAACGACCACCAGCAACAGCAACGCGAGUGUUACAGUUUGCACCAACAACGAAGCAUCCUCGUCUUCAGCGAUCCCCAGCGAUGAAGAAAGUACCGUAGAAUACUCGAUCGAUUCCCUAGAUCAACGAAACCAUCGGAAAUCCUCCUCAACCGAAGAUGCCUACAAUACUCUUUUUAACGGAAGACCAAUCACCUCGUCAAGUGAGAUCCUCAACAGCACUCCGAUCGAUUCGCUGGAUCUAUUCGGCAGUGGCUCCGAGUACAUCGGAGGUCUACUGAACCCGGCCGCACUCGAGUCUCCAUCGACACCACCGCCGUCCAUUUCGAGUUGCCCGAGUGAUUCCAGCUACGGCUUCCAGAACACCUAUGCCGUGCUGGAACGACAACUCGCGAGCAAGGCGUCAGCCGCCCGACAACUCCGCGAGUUCCUCAAGUACAACGACCUCAACAAAACGCCAGUAUUUAGUAGCGAUGCGACGCCCCUGUCAUUGGCGGCCCAUGAUCAAAGUGCAAAUUAUCUAAGUAGUAUUAGCGAGGAGAGCGAAUCGUUGUCCUCGCGGCGUACCUCGUCCACUACUCAUCCGGAUGACGACCAGGAUGCCGGGCCGCCGAGUUUCCUGGAACUGGAACUGGAGGCUUCCAGUAGACUACGGAAGCUCAGGGAACGUCUGGGAGGUAGUUUGCUGUCGAUCGACGGUGCCACGGGAGAUGAGAAAUUGACUGUCGAGUCUCCAAUGGUGGAGGCGUUGUAUGGAAUCAGUGCGGAGAGUCUGGCAAAACUCGCAUCCGGCCGAGUACAUCCCAACCCGGAUGUAUUUCUAACUGGGGGCACUCUGCUCGAGGAAGAUGAUAAAACCAGUCCAUCCGGAGAGUAUCCGGAGUACAUAUACCACGUGGCGAAAGGGAACGACGGCCGGAUGUACUUAAAAGUGGUGCGGAGUCUUCUGCUGGAUAAAGUCCUAUGCGGUAACCGUGUGAGCCAAAUGACCCGCGCGUACGAUGACAUAGAUGCCGUAACGCGCCUGCUAGAGGAGAAGGAGAAGGACCUGGAGCUGACGGUGCAGAUCGGGAAGGAACUGCUCACGCAGAACACGCACCUCGAGAACCGGGUAGCCGAGCUGGAGCAGGAGCUGAAGAACACGAACGAAAACCUAGCGCAACUCGCCCACGAGCUGCACCAGAAGAACGAGCUGAUCGGGAUACUUACCAACGAUGCGGACGACAGCAGCGAAAAUGUCACACCCACCACGUCCAAAUCGGUGAACCUGGAGCUGCUGCAGCGGAAGGUAAAAUCGCUGGAAGACGAAAACAAGUCGCUCCGUUCGGAGGCGGCCCAGCUGGUGCAGGAAACGGACGAAUGCGAGGAGCAGGAACGGCGGCUGAUGGCCGACAUCGCGAACCAGCUCAGUACGGCCAACAGCGAGUUCGAUGGACUGAAUUUGGAGCUUGAAAGACUGAAGGAAGAGAACCGACUCCAGCAUGAGCAAAUCAUCAGCCUUACGGGUCGCCUGUCGGAGGCUGAAAUUCGGCUACAUCAGCUCACUACCGAGAACGAGGAAGCGUCCUCGCUGCUCAGUAUUACCAAAGAGAACCAGAACCUGCUGGCUGGCGAGCUGGCGGAGUUCAAGGCACGGUAUCAGGAGGUCCUAAAUCUGCUGCACGAUACGCAGGAACAGUUGCGACGCCAAAGAAAACGUUCCCAACCGAUGGCGAGGAGUUCGCUGAUACCGGGCAUGAGUGCACCGGCACCGGACUCGCUUCAGUCGGAAUUGAUGGAAACCUCGCUGUACUCGGAGCACAGUUUGGACUCCGGAAUCGCUUCCGAACGAGGUGGACCACCUCAUCUACCUUCGUACAAAAAGGUUUUCGAAACGGUGCGUUCCGCUACGCGAGCCAACACAACCGGAUUCAGCGAUGGCUUCUCGCAGUUGGGAUCUAUGACGAUGAGUUCCUCUUCGCAGCCACGGAUGGCACCUUACGUAUUCCCCGGAAGCGGAACCACAACUACACAUUCGUACAAGAGUGGUUCCUCCCUCUACAGCACAAUGUACGAAAGUUCACUGGGUGGUCGAUCUUUUUCGCGAGAAAGCUUGGUAUCGGAAUCGGAAGAUGGAUAUCCUGGACCGGCACAAGCUGGAAUUCCUGGCGCACCUGGUGCCAAAGAUUUGGAAGCAGCUCUGAAACGACUGACACCGGCCGAAGUGCUGGCACGCAGAGCAAUGCUACAACAUGCACCAGCAGGAACCUACAGCUACGACGACCAGCCUAGCGGAAUCCCAUUGGGAUGUCGCACACCGGACAGUAUCAUGUCCACCGGGUCAUCGGGUUUGUCCGGUAUGUCUUCGACCCAGUGGCGUCUUCCGGAGAAACUGCAAAUUGUUAAACCCAUCGAAGGAUCCCAAACGCUUCAUCACUGGUCUCGGCUAGCGACUCCGACUCUCAGUGGUCUACUGGAAGAGCGGCCCGGUGUUACAAUCCGCGGUGGACGCGGACUGGAAGAUCUUGGCCUGCAAACCUACUCCCUAUCGGAUGUAGAAGAGGACGCCGAAGAGCACCCCGGCAAGCGCUUCCAAUCGUUCGGUUGUACCUACACCUUUACCAACAGUACCGUGAUGCAUCCGGAUGACGGCACCACGGCGGUUACGUUUAGCCUUCCACCGUCGCAAAUGUCCUCGCAAAUGGCCUCGGAGUGUCCCUCGCGGCAACCAUCGGCCCCGUCCACACCGCGGACCGGUCUGUCGCGAAGGAAUUCCUGCUCGACGUUUUCGGUGAACUUGGGGCUGGCAUCGAUGCUGAACGAACGCGGCAUCAAGGCGGUGACACCCAGCGCGCUGAAUACUCCGGCAGGGCCGAACUACUCACCCACGGUUACGCCGUGCAACAGCCCUGAGGGUUCUCCAACGCGCUCAAUGUCCCCGGAACCGCCGCUAUUGUCCGGCCUGCUCGCCUCGGGAGCCGAUAUCCUGCGUAAGAAGUUUGCCGUUGCAUCGUCGUCCAGCGAGAUGGAACGUCCAUCUCGGUUGACGGCUCGCAACAAGCUAGCUCUGUCGCGACUGGAGAAGAAGGCUCUGCGAUCGAUCAAAAUCAUGGAAAAGGUCGAGAGCAUGGGAGUGGAUAAUUUCAUGCCCCACUCCGGGCACGGAAUCAGUCCGCUUGCUCUGCACGGUUCCUCGGCGCUGUACACGUCGACGGUUCGAGGUCGCACCUCGAGUCCGAUGGCACAGCUGACCAGCUUGAAGCACCUGCACGAUGGCCGCAUGAAGCAACCCCACCAGCAUCACCAUCACCAGCAUCCGCACGGAGCAGAGGGCGGUCUGUUGAUCGAUAAAGAAACGAUCAAAGCUGUCCUUAGCAAGGGUCUGUCGCACGAUAGUCCGAGAAGUGGAUCUUCCGGAUCGAGCGACGCCUCGGGAUCAUCUUCGUCGGUGGCAUCGGGAGCCUACGCGGAUAGCGAUAGCGGAACUUCGUCGAUAAGCGGUGCCGCCGUGAAACCAGCUGUGGUCAAAAAGGCCGCCACAACGGCGGAAGGUACGCCUUCUCCGGCGACGGCAGCUCGCCUGAAGCAGAUGCAGCGACAAAAGAGUCGAAGGAACCUGCUGAACGGUGCCAACGGGUCCCAGCGGCCCGACCUCGGAACGGUCAGUGGGUCGGGCAGCAGACCCGCCGGAGUGCGACCCGAUCUCGGUACGGUAGGUGGUAGCAAUAAGUCGAAGAGCAAUAGCAAGAACAACGAGACGGCCGCUGCCGCUCCAGUACCGCCGGUUCCGGAGCAGAGCCGUUCGCUAGGUCAGAGUGUGUACGGUACGAUCAGUUCGCUACUGUUUGGACGCAAGGGAGGACUCCUGUAAGAAGAGAGCACUGGAACCGCAUUACACCCGAGACUAAGUAACUACUAAGCCCUAAAUGCACUGAAAUGGCAAUAUAAAGCUGAUAAAGUGUUACUAAGACGUUGCGUAGCAUUAUACGUGCGUUUUAGAGAAAAAUAGUGCUUAUUAGUUACUUAGCUUGUAUUUAUCACCAAUGUGAUUGUGGUAAAACAUUAUUUUAAAUUUUCAUAGUUUUACGGCGAUUGGAGAAUGUUUUCAUCUAUACUUUUUAUGUGUACGUGAAAGUUACGACACAUUUACUGCCGUGAAUCGCAUAUCUGUCCCAUUUGCAUAGGAAAUCCAGCAAAGAUGGGACUGAUAUGCGAUUCACGGCAGUUUACCUGACUGUAAGUGAACCUAUCAAUUAUUCUAAUUUUCUAUCAAAUAUAUAGAGAUUGUAACUACUCAAAUCGCUCUCGAUUCGGAAUAUAUGUUCUGCCCAAAUCAACCGGAAUCAGUAUCAUCGAAAAGUACUUACCAAACAAAUAGUAGAAAGCAAAUAGAAUACAAAUUUUCAACGUAAAAGGUUGUAGAUUUUAAUAGGAACAAAUUUAGGAUUUAGUUUGAUUAUUUUGCAUACCCACUCAAACGAUUCGCACAUACACAGCAUACACACACAGAAGUUGCAGACACAUUCCACCGGCACUCGAUGGUCGAUAGAUUUGUAGAUUAGAUAAGGAUAGAUUAGAUUUGAUCUCCUCUUUUUCUCCGACCCCAUUUUUGCAAAAUUUUCCAACCGAUUUCUUUCCAUUUUUUCCAGCCUCUCUUUUUUCCUAAUGCUUCGUUUUUUUUAAUCUUUAGUUGCAUUUCUGAUCUAUUGAUUCGCAAUAAGUAAACUGCCAAUUAACUUUAAAAAAAAACUUUAUUUUUUAAACUAAACAGACAUUUCCGAAGUAGAGCGAUUUGAUAGUUCCAUAUUUUGCAUAUUUGUUUUGCUGUAUGCGGUAAAAAAGGAUAACACAUUGAAUGAUAUCAUCACAGUUAAUAUACUUCGAUAAUCGUUCAAUCAAAUCACAAAAAUCACUAUAAAGCAGCAUAUUAUUCGUUACUGUUUCCAAAACCACUGAAAUAUUCUUUAUAAUUUCACAACCUUGUCUAGCAGCUGGUUACUUUCUAUGCUAGUUUUAAUCUGUAUCUGACGACCCUUUCUAGUUUACAUACUUCACUUUUCGAAUUGAAUGAAAAACUGCACCAAUUCCUUUGGUAUCAGUCAUUUUUUAACAAUCUGAACUUAUCCUAAGAAUUUAGUUCAGUGUAUGAGUAAUUCAACAUGUAAAUUAUAUUCAGUUCAACCGGCUUCAAGUCAGCCAACUUGAAAUUGCUGGCACGAUGAGAAAUUUUAUUUUGUGUUGCAUUUCCUCUUAUACUGCUUCUAAAUCUUUUACUGACGUUUGCAGCUUUCAAUAAUAUUCCAUCAAAUCUAACCUCUCUAAACUCUAAUUUUAUCACCACAGUAAAAAAAAUCAAAAAAUCAUCUUAUCACGAUCGCAUCGCUUUUCAAUGGAUCAUCGUUAAAAAGCAUGGCAAAGCCGAAGUAUAAGGUGGAUGGAUGAAUUGUCGCCAGUUCCGGGCCUUUCCGUGAAAGACCCGUGCUAACGGUUAGUGCGGCAGUUCAUAGAAAAAAAAAUCCCCUACCAAAAUUUCAAAACAAAACAAAAGCUACACUAGAAAAAAACACAUGCACUGAUAAAUAUAGUUUCCUCCUGAUUUAAUCGUGCAUCUUUGUCGCCUCGCAUUAUCAUAUCGCUUUUUUGGGUGACACUUUUUCGUUCCUUAAUUAUUAUUUAUCUUAGUUUUCUUUCUCAAGAAAAUAGUUUUAAGAUACUUUCUAUAAAUUUAAUAUACUUUUAAACCUUUCGUGUUAAACAGUGGCAAUUGCUAAUUCAUCAUCCAUCACUCAUAACUCAACCAUUCAAUCGGUGAUCAUGGAAUAUCCUGUCUGUAGACUGCUUGGAACAAAGACUGUAAAUUCUGACGAUCGUUUGCCGCAUUCGUCAACUAUAAUUUCUUUCUAAUUGUUCUAAAACAGAGAUUAAAAAAAUCUCGGUGACUCAGUUGGUUUCUAUGAUUUGUAAUAAUCUUCAAUUGUUAAGUGAAUUUAACCCAAAUCGCCAAAAACAAAAUAAAAAAGGUGCUCUUCUAAAUCCUAAACUAACAAUUUAAAAUGAAGUGUUAACUUGUGGUAGCAUACUGUCCUCCCCGCAUUGAAAACGGAAGAACGAAAUCGGAACGUACAAGCGAAGUGAGUGUCUUGAAACCGUAACGGUUGUUUGCCAACGGAACUAAACGUGUGCAUAUUGAAACGUAAAAAAUAAUGUUAAAUUGUACAUACAGAAGAUAUUAUAAACUGAAAGAAUGGAAACAUUGAAAAAUAAUAUAAAACUUCGAAAAAAAAAAUCGCUGAUGUAGAUAAUUAUUUAAUUAGUUAAAUAUAAACAUGAGAUACCUAAUAACAGAAAACACACAAUGAGACAAAAAUAAAACAAAAGUAGCGUAACGCCUGCGCAGUAAGUAUUUAUUUUUAUAUACGAAGUAAUUGGAACGCCUACAUAUUUAACACCCGUGCCGAAGGCUAAAUCUAACAAAUUAGCGGAAAUGUAGUUUCCCUACCUAAGUGCGCAAAAACCGCAAGCUGUUACGAAUUUUGAAGAGUAAAAUAAACUGUGAACUCUGCGCUAAUUUAUCCAAGAAAAAGAUAGUUUUUUCAAUACAUACACUCUAUUACCCCCCCACACACACAAACCACAAACACAUACACCAAAAGAGGCAGUUACUAGAUUACUCACUUACAAACGAGAAGUAGUAAGAAUGUAGUAUUUGUUUGUUUUGAGUUUCGUAUAAUUUCCGAUACUUCCUAAAAUCAAUGAAAACAAAAACAAUAGAAAUUUAUCUACAUAAUUCUUUACUUAACAAUAAAAUGGCGAAAACGCUACACCAAUUCGGUGGAACGAGCGAAGCUGGUUCCGCGGCAACAGGAAAAAAAGGACACACGUUACGUUACGUUACGGUUCUCGUACUCUGUAGCAGGUAAUGAUUGAGGUUAGGUUCCCCGCCAUGCACAAAUUGGUAGUAGUAACUGCACAGUUACGGAAAUCGACGAAUAACAACAUUACUAUUAUUAGUAGGGGAAACACACUGCAUUCUGUGAACAGAGAGAAUAAACUGAUGGGGAAAAUCGUAUCGGUGUGGUUAUAGGUCGAUUAGGCUAGACAUAUAGCAUGCAGGAACAGGAAAACCGUUUAAGCAAACAAGCAGAGAUGUUGGUUGAUAACUGUAUUAUUAGGAUGUUAAACGAUGAUUGGCGGGAAAGUUUUUUUCCGCUGGGAAAAAAUAUAAAGAGAAACAAUAAAAUUUAUUAUUGAAAUUGA
Messenger RNA from Aedes albopictus (Asian tiger mosquito), 8371 nucleotides. RefSeq names its product trafficking kinesin-binding protein milt (gene milt). The coding region runs from base 1125 to 4985 and encodes 1286 amino acids. The transcript is spliced from 6 exons. Gene Ontology annotation, biological process: mitochondrion distribution; protein targeting; vesicle transport along microtubule. Gene Ontology annotation, molecular function: myosin binding. Lineage: Eukaryota; Metazoa; Arthropoda; Insecta; Diptera; Culicidae. The record is from RefSeq and is a predicted model, not a curated record. Gene Ontology annotation, cellular component: cytoplasmic vesicle; mitochondrion.